GCAGGGAGAUCUGUGCAGGUCUGUAGUUCAGUAGGUCGUGGUCGUGGUCUCGCUAGCCGUGGCCGCACGUCUGUAUACACGAUCUUUCACAAAGUAGCCACAAGUUGCAGUUGUUUUUGUGCUAGUUUUGUGUGCAGUAACCACGCUAAUCUGGCCCUAAGUUGAGUUCGCAGCCUUUGUGGCGAAGUGUCAGUUCAACCGCGGAGUGACCGCGUCCUGUCACACAGCUGAUUCGAAGGACGCACAUUCGAGAAAAACGCAGAAAGCCGCGACUGUGCUGGCGCUGGUGCUUUGCACCUUUUAGCGCUUUGUCGCGCGGAACCGUGCCAGCUCGAAUGGCCGCAUAAACACGACAGCACCGAAAUGCUGGAGGAAGACUUGAAAUCGCCGCGCUGCGCCGUGUGCGGCCUGCAACGCGCAGCGAACGCCUUGCUCCUCCCGCUGCCCGACCGCACCGUCGACGCGGAGCUGCACCGUGCCUGGGUCGACUUCGUGCGAGGGUGCCCCGACAACGACCACUGGGAGCCCGACAGCCACACCGGCUUCGUGUGCACGCUGCACUUCACCUCCAACUGGCUCAGACGCAACGGUGGCAGGUUACUGGGUGCCAGGACCGGCGCGGUGCCCACGCUGUACCCGAGUCGGGAGCAACUCCGCCGCAUCGCCGAAGCCAACAGCGUCGCCGCUGCAGCCGCGCAGGGUUCGUGGAAUAAGUACGCAACCUGCCGGCUUAGGCAGAAAGAAGUGGAGUCUUUAUGUCCAGGUGUAGUCGCCACGCAAUGCAACGUCAAAGUAGCCAUCAAGUCUACAUGCUGCAGCAUCAAAGUCAUCUCCAAGAUGUUGCAGUGCACCGUCGAGAUGGUGUCUCAAGGCACGCAAGUCUCUGGACUGGACAACGACAUAGAUAGUGCCGAGCAGCAGACGCAGUAUUGUGCAAAAAGAAAAGGUGGCGCUGCCUUCUAUGGUGGACUGUGCACGAGUGUGAAAGUGGCAUGCUCCGAGGAUGUGGUGGUGAAGAGGGAGCCCGUGUGGACGACCACAGAGGCUGCAGAGAUAGACUCGGAUGUCCAGGAUGACGUAGAAGAGUACCUGGUGGAAAAAACCUCUCCACUCACAGACCGCACAGCAUCGAGGCCUUCCAGCUUUCAAGCUUCAACGACAGACAGUGAGAAGUCACAUCAGGGAUGCCGCCACCACUGUAACUUCUGUGACUAUAAGACUGAUAGAGCAUCUCAUCUGAAAUCACACACCAUGGUUCACACAGGCGAGCGGCCAUUUGAAUGCCAUUUGUGCCAUCAAUGCUUCUUGUCAAAGUCCACAUUGAAUGAUCACCUGCGCACUCACACAGGCGAGAGGCCAUUUCAUUGCCCUUUAUGCCCUCAGAGCUUCACACAUAGGAGUAGUCUCAAGGCACAUCUGUGCACGCACACAGGGAAGAGGCCAUUUCAGUGCUCUUCAUGCCCUCAGAGCUUCACACGCAUGAGUAAUCUCAAGAGACACGUGCGCACUCACACAGGCGAGAGGCCAUUUCAGUGCCCUUCGUGCGCUCGGAGCUUCUCGCAUAAGUCCACUUUCAAUGUUCACCUGCGCGUGCACACUGGCGAGAGGCCAUAUCAGUGCCAAUUAUGUCACGAGACCUUUAUACAUAGAAACCAGCUCAUCAGGCACCAGUGCCACCACAAGUGAAAGUGAUAGUCACCAGUGCCGCCACAAGUGAAAGAUAUACAGGCACCAGUGCCACCACAAGUGAAAGUGAUAGUUUCUUUUUUACUUGACUGACUUUAUUUGAGUGAAUUGCAUUAACUGAAUUCUGGAGUUUUAUAUGCCAAAACCAUGAUUUGAUCAUUAGGCACGCCAUAGGGAGGGACUCUGGUUAAAUUUUGACCACCAGGGGAUCCUUAAUGUGCCCCCAAAGCACGGAACACCGGCGUUGUUGCAGCUUGCCCCCAUCGAAAUGCGGCCACCGCAGCCGGGAUUUAUCCCACGACCUCCUGCUUAGCAGCGCAACACCACAGCCGCUGAGCCACCGCUGCGGGUGACUUUAUUCAAGUGCGUGAUUACACUUGGGAAGAGAGGACAAAAGGCAGUAACGCCUGAUGGGGCCCACCCACCUGGGACAACAGUUUUCACACAAGCUGUGGCAAACAAAACAGAAGUGAUGAUGCGUUACAAAUAAACAGAGUAUUAUAAUAAACAAACAUACAGAAGGAAAGACACAAAACUACAAGCACAUGCACAAUUUGAAUACUUAUACAAAUAUGAAAAAAAAAAUACAGCAUGCAUCAUUGUAUAAAAACAAAGAGCAAUAUACCCAAGAGCUUACACAACAAUGACGUUUUUCUGAGUAUUUAUUGAGAUAAAAGCUACGAAAGUAGUAAUUGACUUAUUUCCCACUUUAUUAAUUUUCCAGAUUUAUGGUUCGUCGUUAUUUCUCAUAUAUUUUUGAUGUUCAAGAACCUCGUGAUCUGGUAAUCCAGCAUUUGUUACCCAUAGUUUGUCCUGUUAUUCCUGUAACUUAUGUGUCGAAGUGUGUAUGGUAGUAAUUGUUGACGGUAUCAUAAUGCGAGUGAAAAGGCAUAGUCAUUGUUUGUUUUUAUACCGCGAUGUACAUGUACAAGAAUUAGGCAAUAAUGCAUUAUUACGCAAUGAUGCAUGCUGUUCUUUUUUCAUCUUUGUAUUCAAAUUCAAAUUGUACGUGUGCUUGUAGUUUUGUGUCUUUCCUUCUGUAUGUUUUAAAUACUCUGUUUAUUUGUACCACAUCAUCACUUCCGGUUUGUUUGCCACAGCUUGUGUGAAAACUGUUGUCCCAGGUCGGGGGACCUCAUCAGGUGUUACUGCCUUUUGUCCUCUCUUCCUAAGUGGAGUCAGGCACUUGAAUAAUCUCACCUGGCGCGGUGGCUUAGUGGCUAAUGCUGUUGUGCUGCUAAGCACAAGGUCGCAGGAUCAAAUCCUGGCCGGGGCAGCCACAUUGCGAUGGGGGCGAGAAAAAAGAAAACCCCAGAAUUCAGUUUCUUAUGUACAUAUGUACUAAACUGCUGCAAAAUAGAUUGCCCUAUCAGUGUGCAUGCAUAGCUUCGUGCUAUGCUGGUAAUAGCGCAUGUUAACGCUUGCACUGAGUUGUACUUGAUUGCACUUGUUUCUGUGGUUCUGACGGCCAAAAUAAAUUAUUCUUGUUCUGGCAGCCUAUGUUUGGUAUGUCUUGGAUGCUGCACUCAGCCUCCCGGCACUGUGUAGCAAUGUUGACGAGAAAUGUAGCCACACAUUGAAGAGCAAGGGCUUCGCUGCUUGUGUGUCGUACAAAGUACCAUUAUUUU
Dermacentor silvarum is the source of this 3314-nucleotide messenger RNA. RefSeq names its product zinc finger protein 25-like. Gene Ontology annotation, cellular component: nucleus. NCBI's taxonomy places the organism in Eukaryota, Metazoa, Arthropoda, Arachnida, Ixodida, Ixodidae. The transcript is spliced from 5 exons. Gene Ontology annotation, molecular function: DNA-binding transcription factor activity, RNA polymerase II-specific; RNA polymerase II cis-regulatory region sequence-specific DNA binding. The coding region runs from base 364 to 1686 and encodes 440 amino acids. Gene Ontology annotation, biological process: regulation of transcription by RNA polymerase II. The record is from RefSeq and is a predicted model, not a curated record.